AUGGAAGAGUUUGAUUUAGUCAAUAACAACUGGUUUGUAAAAAUGUUUGAGUUGCGCAGAUUUUGGAUACCAGCCUAUUUCAGAGAUGUUCCUAUAGGUGGUUUAUUGAGGACUACAUCACGCUCAGAAGGUGAAAAUGGUGUUUUUAGUCGAUUUACUAUACCUCUCUCUAGUCUUGUCCAGUUUUAUAUGCAGUUUGAACAUGCUUUGGACUCUCAAAGACACAAUCAUGCAAAACUUACAAGUGAUAGUGAGAGGAACAUCCCAGAAAUGAAGACACAUUUGCCCAUUGAAAAACAUGCUUCAACUGUAUACACACACUCUAUUUUAUAUGAUAUUCAGAAGGAAAUAUGCACAACAUGUUUUAAUUGUCGAGUUUUGAGUGUUCGAGAAGAUGGUGACAUACUAUAUUAUGAGAUCAAAGAUGACAGUGAUAGAAAGUUUACUGUGGAGCACAAUGUAACUGAAAAGAAAGCUCAACACUUUUGUGGUUUUAAGGAUUUGAACUUUGAUAAAAUCCCUAUGAAAUAUGUGUUGAAUCGAUGGACUAAGGAUGCAUCCUUAAAGCCUAUAUUCCAUAUUGAUGGUCUCACAUUUGAUCAAGGUGCAAGAAUGGAUGAGAGGAAGGUGUUAUUGGCACAAUUGUGGGGUGAUAUGCAGUGUUGUAUUGGUCUAGCAGAAGAAGCAAAAAUGGAUAAAUUGAUUGAAUUUUCACAAGUGAUUAAACAACAAAAAUUGAUACUGAUGACAGAACAAGCUGAUUUAUCUCCUAUUCAUAGGAAGAAUGUAGUUAUAGAGUCUUAUUGUGAGUCACCUAAGCCUUCCGAGAUCUCUAUUCUACCAUCAAGAAAAGAAAAAAAUAAGGGCGAUGGUAAGCGUAUGAAAGGGAAAAAAGAGUUAGCAAUGGAUGCAUCAAAGAAAGGUUUAAGAAAAUGCCAUACAUAUGAUGUAUACUUAGAAAAUGACAACCGACAUGACAUUAAGAACUGGCCACUUAGAAAGGAAUUAACAGAUGAAGAAGAUUGA
Molecule: messenger RNA, 1026 nt
Organism: Ipomoea triloba (trilobed morning glory)
Lineage: Eukaryota; Viridiplantae; Streptophyta; Magnoliopsida; Solanales; Convolvulaceae
Product: protein FAR1-RELATED SEQUENCE 4-like
Exons: 2
Coding region: 1-1026 (341 amino acids)
Biological process (GO): regulation of DNA-templated transcription
Source: RefSeq, a predicted model, not a curated record